AUGGGGAUAGUUUUCAUGGUAGCUAAGGUCUGGGGCCCUAAAGUCAAAGAAAUAGUAGCAGCCAGUGUAAGAAAAAGCAGUUUUGAGAUGAGUGAGAGAAGUGGAAAUGCAAACCUUGUUUCUUUGAUAAACGUUUUCAGAAGAAGAUUUUCACCUUUUACGAGUCUACCUGUCCGAGAAGAAAUGCUGGGGAAAUACUCUAACCUUUCCUUGGAGAGUCAUAACAUAUCACUGACUGAACAUUCCAGUGUUCCAGUGGAAAAAAAUAUCACUUUGCAAAGACCUUCUAAUAUAGAACUCACAUGCCAGUUCACAACAUUUGGGGAUCUGAAUUCAGUAAAUGUGACUUGGAGAAAAGGUGAUGAACUACUUGAGACUAAUUAUCUCAUCAACGCAACUGGAAGCAUCCUGUAUACCCAAUACGUGUUCACCAUCAUUAAUAGCAAACAAAUGGGAAGUUAUUCUUGUUUCUUUCAAGAGGAAAAGGAACAAAGGGGAACAUUUAAUUUCAAAGUCCCUGAACUUCAUGGAAAAAACAAACCAUUGAUCACUUAUGUGGGGGAUUCAACUGUCUUGAUAUGUAAAUGUCAAGAUUGUUUCCCUUUAAACUGGACCUGGUACUUUAGUAAUGGGAGUGUACAGGUUCUUCUUGAUGUUCAAAUGAAUGAUAAAUAUGUGAUCACUGGAGCAAAUGCUAAUGAAACAAGGCUCAGGAUAAUGGAUCUUUCAGAAGAAGAUCAGGGAUCUUACUGGUGCCAUGCAAUAUUCCAAUUAGGGGAAAGUGAAAGUCACAUUGAACUCGUCGUGCUGAGUUAUCUGGUGCCCCUCAAACCAUUUCUUGCAAUAACUGCUGAGGUUGUUUUUUUAGUGGCUAUUAUUCUGCUUUGUGAAAUGUACACUCAAAGGAAGAAGAACCCAGCCGAUGGGAAAGAAUUUGAACAAAUUGAACAGCUGAAAUCAGAUGAUAGCAAUGGUAUAGAAAAUAAUGGCCCCAGGCACAGAAAAAAUGUAAGUAACUUCCAAAUGGACAGAAGGAAUCUCUCCUGGCUGCUGGGAUUGCUUCUGGCUGACAGAACCUCAGCUGUCAGCAAUCUGUGGGAACUACCCUUGGCUAAACAGAGCUGCCUAGCCUAUUAUGGAGUGAACAACACCGGAGACCUGCAGAUGGGGCUGCUGCCUAAGGCCACCACACAGCACAUGGUGACUAACACAUCCACUGAGCCUUUCAACUGUCCCAGUGAAGACAAAGACCUACUGAAUGAAAAUGUGCAAGUUGGCCUGUUAUUUGUCUCCAAAGCCACCGUCCAGCUCCUCACCAACCCAUUCAUAGGACUGUUGACUAACAGAAUCCGAGAACCAGUGGAAGUUAUCACUUUAAAAUCAAAAUUGAGCUCUGACGAGAGAACUAACCAUACUUGCCAAGCUGCUGAAUCAAGUCUGUGUCUGAAGUCUGACAGAGCAAGUGCUCUCUCGGGCCCUAAAGUUGCCGAAGGGCAUGAAUUGCAGCCUAAGCGCACAGCCAGCCUUCCGGGGAGAAAGCCAGCCAGAUAG
Messenger RNA from Pteropus alecto (black flying fox), 1551 nucleotides. It is a transcript of the gene EMB, whose product is annotated as embigin. Lineage: Eukaryota; Metazoa; Chordata; Mammalia; Chiroptera; Pteropodidae. Gene Ontology annotation, molecular function: cell-cell adhesion mediator activity. Bases 1 to 1551 code for a protein of 516 amino acids. The transcript has 11 exons. Gene Ontology annotation, biological process: axon guidance; homophilic cell-cell adhesion; dendrite self-avoidance. The record is from RefSeq and is a predicted model, not a curated record. Gene Ontology annotation, cellular component: plasma membrane; axon.